Molecule: messenger RNA, 496 nt
Organism: Lacerta agilis (Sand lizard)
Lineage: Eukaryota; Metazoa; Chordata; Lepidosauria; Squamata; Lacertidae
Product: histone H3
Exons: 1
Coding region: 58-468 (136 amino acids)
Cellular component (GO): nucleosome
Molecular function (GO): DNA binding; structural constituent of chromatin; protein heterodimerization activity
Source: RefSeq, a predicted model, not a curated record
UCAGCCGUGAGAGAAGGUGUUUGGUUUCUUUUCUUUUUUUCGCCUUGCAGCUUUCUAAUGGCUCGUACCAAGCAGACCGCUCGCAAGUCCACCGGCGGGAAGGCGCCUCGCAAGCAGCUGGCGACCAAAGCCGCCCGGAAGAGCGCCCCGGCCACCGGCGGAGUGAAGAAGCCUCACCGCUACCGCCCUGGGACUGUCGCUUUGAGGGAGAUCCGUCGCUACCAGAAGUCCACCGAGCUACUUAUCCGCAAGCUGCCUUUCCAGCGUCUGGUGCGGGAGAUCGCCCAGGAUUUCAAGACUGACCUGCGCUUCCAGAGCUCUGCGGUGAUGGCCCUGCAGGAGGCCAGCGAAGCUUAUCUGGUCGGCCUUUUCGAAGAUACCAACCUGUGCGCCAUCCACGCCAAGCGGGUCACCAUCAUGCCCAAAGACAUCCAGCUGGCUCGCCGCAUCCGCGGAGAAAGGGCCUAAAUCAUCAGGACCUCUCGAUCAAAGAACA